This is a messenger RNA of Phytophthora infestans T30-4, 468 nucleotides long. RefSeq lists its product as uncharacterized. Bases 1 to 468 code for a protein of 155 amino acids. NCBI's taxonomy places the organism in Eukaryota, Oomycota, Peronosporomycetes, Peronosporales, Peronosporaceae. The record is from RefSeq and is a predicted model, not a curated record. The transcript is spliced from 3 exons.
AUGGCAUCCCAUGUGGGCCUGGGUGUGACGCAGCCUUGUUGCGUGGUCAGGACCACCAGUCACCAAGCAGCAGAAGAAGGCCACACUAACCAACGUGAUGUGUACGACCAACGCACCAGUACGGACACCAAGCCUGCGCCGGUCUCGGACACCGCCUCCAUGGCUGUAGGGCGCGCACCGAGCGUGCAUACAAGUUGGGCAUCAACACCUGCUCCGUCUCGUCCUCCGGUGUCCCCUCCAGGAUCACCCGCUCUACACUCGAUCACACGCCACCAGCACGCCUCCCUGUUGUCGCUACCCUUCACGCUCGCUCGCCCGCCGCCGUAUACGUCGCCGCUCCGCGCUCUCACCUGCCACCAGCACGCCGCCCUGCCGCUGCUGUCCUUCACACCCGCUCACCCGCCACCAGUGCCACCGUCGCCGCCGUAUCUGCCGCCCUCCGCACUAGCUCACCCAUCAACCGGAUGA